Messenger RNA from Peromyscus leucopus (white-footed mouse), 2435 nucleotides. It is a transcript of the gene Prph2, whose product is annotated as peripherin 2. Lineage: Eukaryota; Metazoa; Chordata; Mammalia; Rodentia; Cricetidae. Gene Ontology annotation, cellular component: membrane. Bases 78 to 1118 code for a protein of 346 amino acids. The record is from RefSeq and is a predicted model, not a curated record. The transcript has 3 exons. Gene Ontology annotation, biological process: visual perception.
GGUCUAGCCCCUGACCUCACUCGGGUUAGGAGUGGAAGCGGAACUGUGGGAGACUGCCUGGACCCCACUCGGUAAGCAUGGCGCUGCUCAAAGUCAAGUUUGACCAGAAGAAGCGGGUCAAGCUGGCCCAGGGGCUCUGGCUUAUGAACUGGUUGUCCGUGUUGGCCGGCAUCAUCCUCUUCAGCCUGGGGCUGUUCCUGAAGAUUGAACUCCGCAAGAGGAGCGAGGUGAUGAAUAAUUCUGAAAGCCACUUUGUCCCCAACUCCCUGAUAGGGGUGGGGGUACUGUCCUGUGUCUUCAACUCGCUGGCUGGCAAGAUCUGCUACGACGCCCUGGACCCUGCCAAGUACGCCAAGUGGAAGCCCUGGCUGAAGCCGUACCUGGCCGUCUGCGUCCUCUUCAAUGUCCUCCUCUUCCUCGUGGCUCUCUGUUGCUUCCUGCUGCGGGGCUCCCUGGAGAGCACGCUGGCUUACGGGCUCAAGAAUGGGAUGAAGUACUAUCGGGACACGGACACCCCGGGCAGAUGCUUCAUGAAAAAGACCAUCGACAUGCUUCAAAUCGAGUUCAAGUGCUGCGGCAACAACGGCUUCCGGGACUGGUUCGAGAUCCAGUGGAUCAGUAAUCGCUACCUGGACUUUUCCUCCAAGGAGGUCAAAGAUCGGAUCAAGAGCAACGUGGAUGGGCGGUACCUGGUGGAUGGGGUCCCUUUCAGCUGCUGCAACCCCAGCUCGCCACGGCCCUGCAUCCAGUACCAGCUCACCAACAACUCGGCACACUACAGCUACGACCACCAGACCGAGGAGCUGAACCUCUGGCUUCGGGGCUGCAGGGCCGCCCUGCUGAAUUACUACAGCAGCCUCAUGAACUCCAUGGGCGUGGUCACACUCCUGGUCUGGCUCUUUGAGGUGAGCAUCACUGCCGGACUCCGAUACCUGCACACAGCGCUGGAGAGCGUGUCCGACCCUGAGGACCCUGAGUGUGAGAGCGAGGGCUGGCUGCUGGAGAAGAGCGUGUCGGAGACCUGGAAGGCCUUUCUGGAGAGCUUUAAGAAGCUAGGCAAGGGCAAUCAGGUGGAGGCUGAGGGCGCCGAUGCAGGCCAGGCCCCAGAGGCUGGCUGAUGGCCUGGGGCCUCUCCCCUCCUCCACACUUAGCGGACUCCAGGAAAUGUGGGUACCCCCUUGUCCAGCUGAAAGUCCAAAUUUCCCAAGAAAGCUGGGCACCUACCGACUCUCCUUGACCGUGGGCCUUGAAGUUCAAGGGUCCUCAGAGCACGUGGCAAACGCCUGUGAAAUGGCUGCCCCCAAAAGUGAGUGAAUGAACCCUUCCAGUGGAUGUCCAGUCUCACAGGGGCCGGCCGUUCCAGGACUCAUCUCUGUCCGAGCGUGAGUCCGGCUCUCCCACAGGUGACUGGCCGGCACCAAGGCCCCUCCCCCGGUAGUGUCUGCCUCUUUUAAGUUCUGCAUCCAAACCAUCACUUGAUACAUAAACACAAGGGUGAAAAAACCCAAGGGCCACGUUGUCUUUUCUUUAAUGACAGGGUUAACAAGCCGGUCAUCGUUUCCUUAAUGUUAGAUAAUGGGAGAGGGGCGGCUGUAUUUUUAUAAGGGCAAUGGAGUCCUCCAGAGGGUUACCUCCACAGGAAUUCACAGACGGUGAAGAGGUGAGGACUCUCCUUUACCAAAAGUGAUUGUCCCCAUCCCUGCCCCUCAGCCACUUACUCCAGCUUGAACCAAGGGCUGGCAUGUCCCAGCAUCCCUUCUGCUCACGAAGUGCUGGGUGAGCCGCUGUCUGUGGUCUGUCUGAGAAAGAACAGGGUGAGCUUGCUGUCCUUCUGUGGAUGAGCAGUGACCCUCAGACAAGAGUCUACCCCCUUGGGGACCAGGCCUUACCUCCUGGUGGGCUGGGAACAUGGGCUCAGGCGGCCAUGACAGUCCUUGUGGACUGCACAUGAGGGAACUUCUGUUUCCCCUCCCGCAAAGCCCCGUGGGAACGCUUCUGUAUCAAGGAAGACUCUUGAAGACAGGCUUUCUUUCCAAACCAGCAUGUGUGGGAAGUUGCCAUUUCUUUUGGGAAAGACAGGCAAGCUCUCCGGGGAAGUGAAGCACAGUUUUGCUGGUGCCCAGGCUGGGGGUGCCCAGAUUGCCACAGGAGUGCACUGUGUGGCUCGAACCUCUCGGGAACCAAUCAGAGAUGCUGACACCCCAACACAUCUCGGCUCCGGUGCUGUCCUCUGAGUCUCUCAGAGCAGAGGGCUGAGGCAGGCACCUGUGGUGAGGACCCUGAGUUUCCCAUCAUCCCCCAGGAGGGCUGAGAACCACUGUGAAAGCUACUUUAGACCACAUGUCACUAUGCUGUCGACAGUCGUAUUGAGAUAUUAAAAGCUAUAUUGUAUGGAAAUCACUUCUGUGACGUGGCUGUCUCAGUCCGUUCAACAG